AUGUCGUCAAGCUUCUUGGAGCCCGGCCGGAGCUAUCGCACUUGCGCAUCAGCUCUCCAAAAGGCGAAACUCGUUCAAGAGGGUGCUGCCGCUGCUGCUGCCGCCAAUGCCAAACUCAGCUCGAUGACGGACCGUCUGCAUGAGCUAUUCCCUACCGACGUCCGCCGCACUGGCCUUCACCGGCCGAUCGAUUACGGGGUCAAUUUCCCUCAUUUGCUUCCCUGGCAUGGCUGA
This is a messenger RNA of Trichoderma aggressivum f. europaeum, 234 nucleotides long. RefSeq lists its product as uncharacterized. The transcript has 2 exons. Lineage: Eukaryota; Fungi; Ascomycota; Sordariomycetes; Hypocreales; Hypocreaceae. The coding region runs from base 1 to 234 and encodes 77 amino acids. The record is from RefSeq and is a predicted model, not a curated record.